Messenger RNA from Trichoderma gamsii, 1851 nucleotides. RefSeq lists its product as hypothetical. The coding region runs from base 1 to 1851 and encodes 616 amino acids. NCBI's taxonomy places the organism in Eukaryota, Fungi, Ascomycota, Sordariomycetes, Hypocreales, Hypocreaceae. The record is from RefSeq and is a predicted model, not a curated record. The transcript is spliced from 2 exons.
AUGGCAACAUGUUACAAAACGAUCAACCUGGACUGGGAGUCAGUACUUCCGCAGUGGGAUAAUGAGAUGCAGCACAAAGCUUCGCGGCGGAAGGCUGAAGUGUUGCAGAAGUUGGACGAGUCGAAGACAACUUUCAAGCAGGGAAAUGCCGAUGCCAAAGAGUCGCCAUAUUGUACCCAGUCGUGGCUAUCACCGCAGCAAUGCGACAGCAAUCAGCCUCCGUCGCGGCUAGCUCGAACGAUACUGGAUGAUAUGAUAAAUCGGCUAUCGGAACGAGUGGAAGAUCAAGGACAUAAGCUGUCAAUGUUAAUGAACAAAGAAAAAGAAAGGCUGCUACAAUCAGUGAAGCAAGAGGAAAAUGAAAGGCUGCUACGUGAACUGCAGCAGGUAGAAAAAGAGACGCGGCCUCGAUCUAGGGGGCUGGAGACCAACUUGGGCAGAGCCUCCUCUUUGAUAGAGCCUGAAAGCUCGAUCUCUUUAAUAGGGCUAGGAAGCUGGAUCCCUUCAACAAAGCCCGAAAGCUGGAUCUCUUUCAUAGAGCCUGAAAGCUCGAUCUCUUUAACAGAGCCUGAUAGCUGUAUCUGUUUAAUAGACCCAGGACGCUUGAUCUUGGAGACCAAGCAGGCACUACGGCUUUGGCCUUGGUCAAAGGAGCAUGAAAAAGUAUUGGCGCGGUUCAAAAAGCGAUGGAGGUUGCUAGUCGCUGUGGUCUACCGCAUCAAAGAAUUGACAGCCUUGACAAAGUGCAAGCCCACAGAAGGCUUUUCAUCAGGGGAGAAGAAGUUUUACGUGGCCGGAAGCGUGUAUGGGACUGCCGUGGAGGCCCUGCCAGACACCGGAGCGGAUACAUGUUUUAUAUCGCCAGAUCUAGCCUCUCGCUUUGGCCUUCGUCCUAUUCCUGGGACACAAAAAAGGGUAACUCUCGCUAACAAAAAGGCCGUCAAAUCUCCCGGAAUGGUAAAAGUGCCAUGGAAAUUCACCAAGGAGCGAAAUACGCACACGAUAAAUUGCUGGAUUCUCCCCGGGUGCAUGCGCCAUCUGGUCCUAGGAAACCCAUUUUUACAAGCAACACAGACGCUUACAAAGUUUCGCGAUCGCAUCAAAUCUAAGCUCUUGGCAACACCUACAUUCUUUUCAUUAAGCGUCUUGGGAGACGAAAAACAACGUCUGCGGGGAUAUCUUAACGGUCAAUUGGCCGCAGCGCUCCCAGAUACAGGCUCUGAUGCCAUGCUUAUCAAUGGUGCAUAUGCUCGAAAGAUUGGUCUGAGUAUCGACUCUAAUGUCGAGAAUCAGGUCAAGGUCCGACUCGCUGAUGGUUCUACGACCAUGACAAGCGGAAUUGUACGAGAUGUGGAUUGGAAAGUCGGCAGUACGACAGUGCGAUGCAGCUUUUAUGUGCUUGAGAAUAUGUGUGUGGAUGUUAUUCUGAGCAACAACUAUCUGUUUGAGAUGGAUAUCUUUUCCCAGGAGAAGGAACAUUUCUUCCAUGUUAACUCUGAAACCCAUUCCAAGGAGCAUUUACUAUAUUUUUGCGUUCUCCGGUUGAUCAAGAAGAAGCGCGUCUCUAUCUUAACCCCAAAAGAAAAGGAAGAAUUAGAAAAACAAGAAGAAUGGUACAGACGAGAUAUAAAACGUGACGAAAUAAUGGCGUUACCGGAAGGUCAACGAGAGGCAGCUGCUCGAGCGGAGAAGGCGCGACAACAACGUUGGGAAGAAUUGAGACCAGAACGGAAAGCCAAAUGGAUAGCCGAAUCACAGAUUGUGACGGAGAGCGUUCAAAACAGCGUCAGCUGGGGUGGUCGAUGGAAGAAAUGGGCUUAUAUCAAUCUUUCGACAAAGGGUUCAAGGUAA